AUGAUGUAAGAGGGGAAUGAAAGAAAAAUAUCAACAAUCACAAAGAAUGACAAUGUUUUAGAUUUAGUUAAGAUCAAAGUCAGAUUGGAUGAGCAUUUUUACAUAUUCUCUCGUUUCAUGAUAAGCAGAAUGUUAACAUUAUCGAGAAUCAAGAAAUUGGAUGCAAUAUAGAUAGCUAAGGACAUAAAAAAAUAAUUGAUAGAUCGGAAUUCACUUGAGAUCAAUUCAAAUGAAUUAGAGGCUAUUAUAUUUCAGACUAUGAUUAAAUUUGGAUAUUAGAAUAACAUCCAAAAGUAUCAAAUGGUUUCCAACUUCUACCGACACAGAACUCCUAUGAUCAUCAUCAUUUUUGGUGCCCCAAGCAUAGGAAAAUCACUGUUAGCAAAUAACUUAGCUGAAAGACUUAAUAUCUCUAAUGUCUUGCAAACUGACAUUGUGGAAAUGGUUAUGAGAAGUAUUAAUCCAGAAUAGUUCAAUUAUGAUGGAAAUGAGGAUUUCAUUACCAAAUUUAAGAAAAAUUGCAGACUGAUUCGAAGAGGAGUGUCUACAGAUAUUUCCAAAUGUCUAUCUGAAGGCAAAGCAGUCAUCAUCGAAGGAAGUGCAGCAAUGCCAGAAUAUUAUUUAGAAGCUAUUGAUCAAUAAGAUCCUGAAGAUGAUCAACAAUAAUUACAAUUGAUUACAAGUUUCACCUAAAAUGAAAUUAAACUCAAGAAACCUUAAAGAAAGGACUUGUUACUUUUUAACUAAUAGAAAAAAUUGAACACUCAAUUCAAAAUCAUCUUCCCCUAGCCUGAUUAAGAUUUAGAAGAUGAUCAAUAGAUUCAAAAACAUCUGAAGUUAUGCAAAGAUUUGGAUAAAAUUGACCAAUCACAUUCAAUGAUUCUAGGUUUCCUACCUAUAUUAUCUAGAAAUGAUCAUCUAUACAAUAUAGAAAACAAUACGAGUAAAAAGAUACCCAAAGAUUAAAUAGAGGAAAAGCUUAAUCAAUUUUAAUCUAUUCAAAAUGAAUUAUUGCAGCAAAGAAGCAAAUGCAUUCUAUUACCUAUUAAUUUACAUAAUUUAGAAGAAACCUUAGAUACCAUGCACGACAUCAUUUUAUAAAAAAUCUUAGAUCAAUCAAGUUGA
This is a messenger RNA of Paramecium tetraurelia, 1125 nucleotides long. RefSeq lists its product as uncharacterized. NCBI's taxonomy places the organism in Eukaryota, Ciliophora, Oligohymenophorea, Peniculida, Parameciidae. The transcript is spliced from 5 exons. The record is from RefSeq and is a predicted model, not a curated record.